AUGCCAGUCACAUCAGUUGAGAUUGUGCAACUAUUCUUCAAAACAACAUAUGUUUCUUGGACGUUUUUUAGACAAUUCCUAUUCCCAAUUCUCGACAACCCGAAAUCGAUGAUAAGUCCUUCGACGACAACAACACCACCACCAUCUAAUAAUCGAUCACGCGUUAAACUUUACAUUCUAAACGAAGAACGACAAUGGGAUGAUCGGGGUACAGGUUUUGUGACGUGUGUACCACCCACUGAACCCAAUACGAAUCAUUCGAUUGUUGUCAAGUCAGAAGUCGAUGAUUCGACCUUGUUAGAUUCGAAAGUUCUACAAAAUACAAAAUAUCAAAAGCAACAAGAAACAUUGAUCGUCUGGUCCGAAGAAGACAAAUACGACUUAGCAUUGAGUUUUCAAGAAAAAGCCGGUUGUGAUGAUGUUUGGGAAAGCAUUUGUGAUGUACAAGGCAAGGAUUCGUCAUCGUUUCUAAAUAAUACCACAGUACCAUCAGAUUCCAAUGGUUCAUCAAUAUACGAAUCUGACGAUGACUGUGCUGGGGAAUCGACUGAGAGUUAUCUUUCCUCAACAAUCAACCUUCCACCCGUAGAUCUAACACAUUUACGUGAUAUUUGUGAUCUCUUCAGUCCAGAGAAAGUUCGUGAUGCAUCACGACGUGAUCUCUUAGCACGUGCAAUCGAGUCUGGAAACUACAUUCGUAAAUUGAUCGAUCUCUUUCACAUGUGCGAAGAUUUGGAAAAUAUCGAUUCAUUACAUCAGAUCUAUGAUAUUAUUCGUGCGAUAUUCUAUUUGAACAAGUCAAGUUUAUUUGAAAUUUUAUUCAGUGAAGAAUAUAUUCUCGACGUGAUCGGUUGUUUGGAAUAUGAUUCGCAGUUAAGAUGUAAUGAAAAACGAAAUCAUCGAGAAUUUCUGGAUAGAAAAGCAACGUUCAAAGAAGUGAUCCCGAUCGGAAAUCAAGAAUUACUAUCAAAAAUCCAUCAGACAUAUCGCGUACAGUACAUUCAAGAUGCAAUUCUUCCAGCGCCGAGUUUAUUCGAAGAGAACUUACUAUCAACCAUGAAUAGCUUUCUAUUUUUUAAUAAAGUCGAUAUCGUCACAUUCUUAUACGAAGAUGCCAAGUUUCUCAGUCAGUUAUUUUCAACAUUGAAGGACGAAAAUUUAUCAGAUGACAAACGCAAAGAUCUUAUGUUAUUCUUAAAAGAAUUCUGUGUCUUUUCACAGACAUUACAACAACAAAGUCGAGAUAAUUUCUUUCAAGCACUUGCAACUCAUGGGAUUCUAAAUGUAAUCCAAGUAAUGCUCAAUCUUGAUGAUACAACAACCAAACAAGCAGCGUUGGAUGUCUUUGCUUCGAUAGUUGAAUGUAAUCCAUCAACAGUACGUGAGUAUAUGCUACAAGAAACUCAAUCCAUCCAAGAUGAUGAUGAACUACUGCUCAAUCUCGUUAUCAAUGAAAUUCAAAAUGAUCCCGAUCCAGAAUUGAGUGGUGCAUUAAGUUUAAUGGAUUGUUUAAACAAGUUAAUUCAUCCAGAGAAUAUGAUAGCCGUAUCCAUAAGUGAAAAAACGGAAUUUCUAUUGUUCUUCUAUCAUCGUUGCAUGUCGGUAAUGCUCGCUCCAUUGAUGGCAAAUACAUCGGAUCUGAAAUUAGUUCGCGAUGAUUUUCAUAUUGCUCAGUUACAAAACUUAAUUCUGGAUUUCGUCACAUUCUGUAUCGAACAUCAUACGUAUCAUAUGAGAAAUUUUUUGUGCAAAAAAGAUCUCUUACGACGUGUGUUAGUUCUGCUGAAAUCUAAACAUCAAUAUCUUCAAUUGAGUGCACUACGAUUCUUUCGAAAGAUUAUCGGAUUGAGAGAUGAACAGUAUAAUCUAACCAUAGUUGUCAAUAAUUUAUUUGCACCGAUUGUCGAUGCAUUUAAAAAGAAUAAACGACGAUACAAUUUAUUGAAUUCAGCUAUUAUCGAAUUGUUCGAAUACAUUCGACAGGAAGAUAUCAAAACUUUAGUUCAUUUUUUUGUGGAAAAAUUCUACUCAGAUUUUGAAUCAGUAACUUAUGUAAAAACAUUUCGUGAUUUGAAAUUACGGUAUGAUGCUCACCGAGAUAGAAAAGAACGAAUGCUCAACGACAAUUCAUCAUCAACUAAUUCACGUUUACAUGACAAUGUGACGAACAGUCUACCUGUUCAUCAGUCCCAACGUCAUCGAAAAGAUGAUCGAGAUCUUGAUGAUGAUGAAGAAAAUUGGUUCAAUGAUGACGUUGAUGAAAAUCGCAUCUCAUCUUUGAAUCAUGGCGCAUUGUUUAAUAGCGGUUCGGAUGAUGAAGAUAGUCAAUCAGAAACUAAUGGAACAGCGAGUGCAAUUUCAACAACUGAACCCACUCGUUUACAUCGUCGUCCGUUAGAUAACGAUGAUGAUGAAUUGCCCAGCGCAUCUGCAGAAACGCCAUCGCUACCCAUACGCUCUCACUACAACAAACCUGUAAUCAGUAUUCAUAUUCGACGCUCCCCUAUAUCAUCUGUGGGACAAUUAUCACCAUCGUCAUCCACAACAUCGAUGAAUAACGAUAAUGAAUCAACGACACUUCAUGUUGAUAUUCCAUCAACAACGAAUGGAUCUCCCACGUCAUCGUUGAUACCUCGACCAAUCACACCGACAGAAUCUACAUCUACAUUUGCGAUGAGUCCUGGUUUAACAAGUAUAGCUGAUCAAUACACUGACGAUGAAGAUCAGAAAGAAGACGAUGACAACGAAGAAGAAAUCGAAAACGACGUGAAUAUGAAAUCAAUUCAAUUAAAUGAAAAUAAUAAUAGUGAUGAUGACCAAUUAUCUGCAUUGGCAUCCAAUAGUGAAAGCACAUCUGCACCCAAUGAUACGAAUCUGGAACAAAUAAAAGUUUUUAAGCGUAGUAAUGAGCAAUCUACAACAUGA
Molecule: messenger RNA, 2925 nt
Organism: Adineta ricciae
Lineage: Eukaryota; Metazoa; Rotifera; Eurotatoria; Adinetida; Adinetidae
Source: the annotation of a GenBank genome assembly